This is a messenger RNA of Glarea lozoyensis ATCC 20868, 1488 nucleotides long. Its product is annotated as chromate transporter. Gene Ontology annotation, molecular function: chromate transmembrane transporter activity. Lineage: Eukaryota; Fungi; Ascomycota; Leotiomycetes; Helotiales; Helotiaceae. Bases 1 to 1488 code for a protein of 495 amino acids. The transcript has 5 exons. Gene Ontology annotation, biological process: chromate transport. The record is from RefSeq and is a predicted model, not a curated record.
AUGGCAAAUCUCAUCACAACAACUCCAAAUUCGUUGCCCCAGAAUUCCGAUCACACUACUAAUAUACCAAAAGAUGUUUCCAAAGAUGUAGAGAAGCAAGAUUCCAUUGGGUUGCAAGUACUCGAGAGUUCGCCAACAGAAGUCGUGGACAGCACGGAACCGGGCAUGGAAGAUAACUCUUACGUUCCAAAACUCUCGAUUUUCGCCUUGUUUUGGUUUUUCUUCUAUAACUUUGGAAUAUUCGCCUGGGGCGGUCCUGUUGCCCAAAUUGCACUACUAAAAGAACGUCUAGUACUACAGGACAAAUGGAUCACGGUUGAACGCUUCCAGAGAGUAUUUGCGGUCUACCAGAUCCUACCCGGUCCUGAAGCAGCGGAAUUAUGCAUGUUCUUUGGAUGCCUUUCUGCUGGUAGGAUUGGGGGUAUCGUGGCUGGUAUCGGGUUCAUUCUCCCUGGAUUUAUCUUGAUGCUGUUGGCGAGUUAUCUAUACUCGCUUGCCGGAUUUGAGAACGUUUACUUCAAUGCUUCGUUCAAGGCAUUGCAGCCUAUAGUUGCUGCAAUGAUACUCAAAGCUGUGCACAAAAUAGCAGACCACUCGGUCAUUAAGCAAAAAUCGAAGAAGGUCGACCCUUUCCUGGUCAUUGCGGCGCUUUGUACGGCAAUCAACAUUGCUCUACGCAUCAACAUUUUUAUCUCUCUCGGCUUCUAUGGCAUCUGGUAUUCGAUAGUUGCUCGUCGCUUCUGGAUUCUGUCGGGGAUUCUGUGGAUAUUGCAAUAUGUCGGAUUUGCGCUCUACGUUGUCUUCCGCGGGUUUCCCUCUCCACUGGCUCUUGCGCUCGGCAUUGCCCAGACUCCUUCCCUCAUCAACCUCUUCAUACUAGGCCUUGUAGCAGGUAGUCUUUCAUUCGGAGGAGCAUACACUGCUAUACCGUUCAUACAGGUCGAAGCCGUGUUGAAAGGAGGUUGGCUCCCUCAGAGUGUUUUUAUAGACUGCAUUGCAAUUGGUAACAUCCUUCCGGCGCCUUUGGUAAUAUUUGCCACUUUCGUUGGGUUUCAAGGUGGCUUGCAAGACGGUGGUCUAGGAGCAGCGUUUGCUGGUGCUAUCAUUAUCACGAUAGGGAUGUUCUUUCCCUGUUUUCUGUUUACAAUUCUCCUCGCAACCUUCUUCGAUGGCCUGUGCGGAUCGGUCGUUGGCGUUAUUGCUGUUAUUGCUGCGCAAAUUUUUGAGGCCAGCGUGCAUGGUGAGCCUCGAACACUUAACGAGGCAGCAAACUCUGGACUGGCAGCCGUCAUGUAUUUGCUCGCGUUGAUCGUGCUGUAUAAGUUCACCAACAAGUGGGCGCCAUUAGUGUUAUCCCCUGUGGAAUCCUGUGCCAUUUCAGAAGAUAUUGCGGCGGGAACAAAAGCAUUAGAAAUCCUCCUCACUUCAUCUACCCGUGUAUCUGUAGAGCGGCCCUCUGCUGCUGGGAGCUUCGAAAUGAGUGGCUGA